This is a messenger RNA of Drosophila pseudoobscura, 880 nucleotides long. RefSeq lists its product as uncharacterized. The coding region runs from base 100 to 456 and encodes 118 amino acids. The record is from RefSeq and is a predicted model, not a curated record. Lineage: Eukaryota; Metazoa; Arthropoda; Insecta; Diptera; Drosophilidae. The transcript is spliced from 3 exons.
CAUAUAGCAGUACAUAUAGCAGCAAAUUGAGACUUCGAGACUGCCGACAAUCGUUUAGGCAUUACCAGUUCCGACACAUAAGAAUCGCAAGCAACAACAAUGUUUAAGAAGUCCAAACCAAAGACGGAGCCACCACCAACUGCCCCAACUGUGGAUGAAAUGCUGGCGGAUAUGGAAACAUUUGAAGUGCAACUGCCUCCAGUAGAAAGCAGCUCGGAAAUUUCAGAUUUGGAACAUGAACUAUUGACGGAGCCGGAGAAUCUACCGCUUCAGUCGUGGUGGAAAGUGUUUGAUGCCUACGAUCAAAAGGUGGCGAAACUGACUGGCACAGUAGACACCUUGGAGUCCCAAAAAAAGCAAUUACAGUCCUGCUGCGAGGAGCUGGAGAAGAGUGCCCAAGCACUACGUGAAGGCAUUCAAAAGCAGCAGUCGUUGAUUAAGAAAGCUGUUAAUUAAUAUGUAAGGCGUGUUUAAGAUAGUGGAUAUGUAUAUUGUCUAAAUAGAUUUUAAAUUCCGCAAAAUGUAAAAUUCCUGUAAUAAAUAACGAAACUAUCGAUGGUAAACUAUCGAUACCUACCUGAAACAGUUUAAAUACGUACUUGGUUCGUUUCUCGGUGGGUGGUGGAUGGUGGCGACACAAAAAAAAGUUGUUUCUGGAGAACAAAACGAAUUAAAAUGCCAGUGCUCGAGUGGAUAUAAAAACUUCUCGCGUGGAAAUGUCACAGAUUGGUACGCGGAUUGCGGCCUGAGCAAUUUCCCUGCACUGCACCUCUUUCUCCUCUGGCACACUCUCUAUUGCAACAGAGCGAAACGGCGACGACGGCUGCAAUAAUGUGAUGCCUGGGGGUCAGACACAGAGGUUAAUCCAAGAAAACGCAAC